CAAAGCCCUAAACCUCUCCGUAUUAUCUCUCUCUCUCUCUCUCUCUCUCUCCUUCAUGGGAUGAUCCAUCCUCUUCAAAAAAAACGCCGUUACUGCACCAGCCGUUAAGUCACGUGCCUUCCCACGCCCCCAGCUCAAACCCUAUGGCGUUAGAGCGAGAGCGGCUGAGCCUGACUCCGUCCGCCGUCGACGGCGGCGCUGACGUCGUCUCCAACGGCGUCGACCUUCCGCCUCCGCCCCUCGACUGCGGCGACGACGGAAGCAGGGCCCCGAGGCUCCCGCGCUGGACGCGCCAGGAGAUUCUCGUCCUCAUACAGGGCAAGAAGGUCGCCGAGAACCGGGUCCGGCGGGGCCGGACUGCCGGUCUUGCAUUCGGAACGGGCCAGGUGGAACCCAAGUGGGCGUCGGUGUCGUCGUACUGCAAAAGGCACGGCGUGAACCGGGGACCCGUCCAGUGCCGGAAAAGAUGGAGCAAUUUGGCCGGAGAUUUCAAGAAGAUCAAGGAGUGGGAGUCGCAGAUACAGGACGAGGGCGAAUCGUUCUGGGUCAUGAGGAACGAUUUGAGGAGGGAGAGGAAAUUGCCGGGGUUCUUUGAUAGGGAGGUUUAUGAUGUUUUGGAGGGCGGGACGGUACAGCCGCCGGCGCUGGCGUUGGCUCUGGCUGCGCCGGUUCCGGCUGCGGAGGAGGAGGAGAAGGAGGGGAACGGAGCGGAAGAAGCGGAAGCCGAGGCAAUUUUUGACAGCGGGCGAAGCGCGGCUGCCGACGACGGCUUAUUUUCGGAUUUCGAGGCUGCGGGGCAGGAGGCGGGUGGGAGUCCGGAGAAAGAAGUAGUUCCACCGCCGGCGACGGCGGUGCCGGCGCCAAUUCCAAUCUCAGAGCAGCAGUACCAACCAUACCCUCAAGGGUUUUCGGGUCAAGGUACGACAAAUGAGAAACAGCCAACUGCAAAUCCCAGGGUAGAUUCGACUUCUCAGGAUGGUCGGAAACGGAAACGGGUUUCGACAGAUGGAGAUUCGGGAACAACCAGUGUGCAAGAGCAGUUGGUUGAAGUUUUGGAAAGAAAUGGAAGAAUGCUGAGCGCACAGCUUGAAGCUCAAAACACCCAUUUCGAGUUGGAUAGGGAACAGAGGAAAGGGCAUGCUGAUAGUUUAGUUGCUGUCCUUAAUAAGCUUGCAGAUGCUUUAGGAAGAAUUGCUGAUAAGUUAUAGCAAAGGCCCAUCAGAAUACAUAGAGUGUACAUAGCAAAAAUCUGCUCCAUGGAUUGUAGGGGAGGCUCGAGGAUGGAUUUGGCUGAUUAAAUUGAUAUUUUAUCUUAGGAUCACAUUCAAGGUGGAUCUUACAUCUGCUUUUUCUUUUAUUUUUUAUUUUAUUUUAUUUAUUUUCUCUUUUAUUUGCCUCUUUUCUUUUUUUUUGGCUUAUUGCCAGUAUAGGGUUCAUACACAGAUAAUAAGGUAUAGAAAUUUGAAAGGGUUACCAUUACUUAUGCUUUUUUAUUCUGACAUAAUUCAAGCUCAUAUAAGUCUUCUUUCCUUCUCUAAAUGUUCCUA
Molecule: messenger RNA, 1547 nt
Organism: Malania oleifera
Lineage: Eukaryota; Viridiplantae; Streptophyta; Magnoliopsida; Santalales; Ximeniaceae
Product: trihelix transcription factor ASR3
Exons: 3
Coding region: 144-1208 (354 amino acids)
Source: RefSeq, a predicted model, not a curated record